AGGAUGGAUCGCCUCCACUGAUCCACCCGCCCGCCAUGUCGCCGCACCCUCUCCACUCCUCGUCGGGCGUGUCCGACAUGGACGAGAUGGCGGCGACUCACGCCCACGCCCACGCCCACGCCCACGCCGCGCGCGCCCAGGUCGUCGUCCUCCCCUCCGCGCGGCCCUCCUCCCCUCCGCGCGCCUCCAUCCCCGUCUCCUCCUCUGCCUACGCGCCUCCACAGACUGCUGCCGCCAAGCUCCCAUUCUCCGCAGCGGUGUCCGCACCCACCUCCGCCUCGGGCUCCAUCACUGUCGCUAUCGCCUCCAGCGGGUUGGGCCCCGAGCCCAGCACGCUCACCGAGCCCGUCUGGGACACCGUCAAGCGCGACCUCGCCCGUAUCGUGAGCAACCUCAAGCUCGUUGUCUUCCCCAACCCCUUCCGCGAGGACCCUGGCAAGGCUCUGCGCGACUGGGACCUCUGGGGCCCCUUCUUCUUCAUCGUCUUACUCGGACUCAUCCUCUCCUGGUCGGCCACCGCCAAGAAGUCUCAAGUGUUCGCUGUUGCCUUCGCUGUAUUAGCUGCUGGUGCUAUAGUUCUGACACUCAAUGUUCUACUGCUGGGUGGGAACAUAAUCUUCUUCCAAAGCCUCAGUCUUCUCGGAUACUGUCUGUUCCCGCUGGACGUGGGGGCUCUGAUUUGCAUGCUUAAGGACAGUGUCAUACUAAAGAUGGUUGUGGUGACGGUAACAUUGGCAUGGAGCUCUUGGGCAGCAUACCCCCUCAUGAGUGCUGCUGUUAACCCAAAGAGAAAGGCCCUGGCGCUGUAUCCCGUGUUCCUCAUGUAUAUCUCAGUUGCCUGUCUCAUAAUUGCUAUAGAUUAAGGCGGGCAUGGUUUCUACAGAACUAUCAGAAGAAUUACAGGAUUUUGUUUUCUAGGUGGAUCAUCAAAAUGCAUAUCCUUUUUUUUUGGCUGCGUAUAGAUCUGGGUUCACAUUGUUAUUGUAGUUUUUGCUGGCUGCUUCAAUACCUUAUUUCAUUUUGUUUAAGAAAAAAAAAAUCGCAGGGAUUUAGAAUGUAGUCAAUCAAAUGUAUGAAUGUUGUAUAGCCAUACAGAUAUCUUGCUGUUUCGCAUCUAUGUGGAUAAUCUGGAAUGGACUGCUGAAGCCUGAAUAAGUGAAUUACUCUGUUUU
Molecule: messenger RNA, 1172 nt
Organism: Zea mays
Lineage: Eukaryota; Viridiplantae; Streptophyta; Magnoliopsida; Poales; Poaceae
Biological process (GO): endoplasmic reticulum to Golgi vesicle-mediated transport
Cellular component (GO): membrane; trans-Golgi network
Source: RefSeq, marked provisional